GCAAGACCGAGCUGGAGCUGCCCGAGACCCGCCGUCGGAUGGGGAAGCAGGCUCAGUACGUCAACUCGUAUCCGUUCGUGUGGGACGACUUCCAGAAGAACGGCUACGUUACCAUGUUCGCCGAAGACCAGCCGCACAUUGGGACCUUCACAUACCGUUUGCGUGGGUUCGACGCCCCCCCGACGCACCAUUACAUGCGGCCGUUCUUCGUGAGCGUCUACCCCGAGUACAAGGACCACCCCAAGUUGUGCCUGAGGAACACCCCGCGACACAAGGUAUUCUUCAAGUACAUCGAGGACUUCAUGGACGAGUACAAGGGCGAGCCCAAGUUCGCCUUCGCCUUCCACUCCGAGCUGUCCCAUGACGACUUCAAUCUCGUGUCCGUUGCCGACGACGACCUCCUGGCGCUGCUCGCUGGCCUCCGCGAUCGGGGCCACCUCAAUGACACCGUCCUCGUCCUCAUGAGCGACCACGGCCACAGGUUCACCACCAUACGCAGCACACAGCAGGGCAAGCAGGAGGAGCGGCUUCCUUUUAUGGCACUGGUGUUGCCGCAGAGUGUGAAGGAAAGUUACCCUUCGGCUGUUGGUAAUGUCAGGUAAGUUGUGAGUACUUUCGG
Penaeus monodon (black tiger shrimp) is the source of this 619-nucleotide messenger RNA. RefSeq lists its product as uncharacterized. NCBI's taxonomy places the organism in Eukaryota, Metazoa, Arthropoda, Malacostraca, Decapoda, Penaeidae. The record is from RefSeq and is a predicted model, not a curated record.